GCCUCCUACCUCUGAGUGUAGCUGCAAACCGGGUGCAUCCUAGCUGGCCAUGGAGACCCCCGCACAGCGGCUGCAUCUUCUCCCGCUGCUGUUGCUUCUUUGUGGUGAGUGUCCCCAGGUGUGCGGCUGCAAUGAGACUGGGAUGCUGGAGAGGCUGCCCCGCUGUGGGAAGGCCUUCGCUGACAUGAUGAACAGGGUGGACGUCUGGAAGUGGUGCAACCUGUCCGAGUUCAUCGUGUACUACGAAAGCUUCACUAAUUGCACGGAGUUAGAGACCCGCAUCGUGGGCUGCUACUGGCCCAACCCGCUGGCCCAGAGCUUCAUUACCGGCAUCCACAGGCAGUUCUUUUCCAACUGCACCGUGGACAGGACCCACUGGGAGGAUCCCCCAGACGAGGUGCUCAUCCCACUGAUCGCCGUGCCAGUCCUGCUGACGGUGGCAAUGGCUGGCCUGGUGGUGUGGCGCAGCAAGCGCACCGACCGGCUGCUCUGAGCGUCUGACGGAUGGAAGGCCAGGCCUGGCAAGCUGGAAGAAUGUUGCCCAGGGCUUGUGAAAGCUGGUGGACACUGCCUCUGUCUGGUCUGCUUUGGCCACAUCUUGCCUGGUCACGGCAGAGUCCUCCUGCCCAGGCUGAUGUGGCCAUUGCUGUCCAGCCUGCUGCCUCCCAGAAAGAGUGAAGCACUCUUUCUGGGAAGAAAGUGACAAAGCUCAAGUUUGUGUACCAGGUGUCGAAAUCAUCUGCUGUUGAGCUCCGCACUCCCCAGGCUGGGCUCCCCACUCUCAAGCCAACCCCAGCCCAGGUCCUGACCUGUUUCUAGCCCUGACCCUGACCCCUGAUACACUUGGGCAGAGAGGGCAGGCAAGGCCAUCUGGAAGAUGGAAUCCUGAGCCCUUCAGUUCAGGAGACUGAGUACAUCCUCUGUUGGACAUGAAGGCUAGCCUGGAGAGUGAGGGAUGGAGUCAUUAAGAGCCACCUGACCUGCAGUUCUGCCUGCCUUCGCUCUGAUCCAUCAUGAUUUUGUCUCCAAUGUGGGCUGGAGCUGGGGCUUGGUCAACCCUUCAGAGACACCUACCCUGCUGGUGUGGUGUGAGCCUCCUUUUUGAGGGGGGUUCCCAGGAGUAAGAUAUGCUCUGAGUAGCGUGUGCUCAAGGGUUCUGUCUGUUGAUGUCUGUUCCUUUUGAUUAAAGAAUCUCCUUACA
This is a messenger RNA of Psammomys obesus (fat sand rat), 1201 nucleotides long. RefSeq names its product receptor activity modifying protein 3 (gene Ramp3). The coding region runs from base 50 to 493 and encodes 147 amino acids. The record is from RefSeq and is a predicted model, not a curated record. Gene Ontology annotation, biological process: calcium ion transport; intracellular protein transport; G protein-coupled receptor signaling pathway. Gene Ontology annotation, cellular component: cell surface; membrane; signaling receptor complex. NCBI's taxonomy places the organism in Eukaryota, Metazoa, Chordata, Mammalia, Rodentia, Muridae. Gene Ontology annotation, molecular function: coreceptor activity. The transcript has 3 exons.